GUGUUUAACUAACUUAGAAAUCUGUGAAGCAAUAUUUAGCAGCCAUAUGUGCUAACCGUCGCUGGUUUCAGAUAAUCCAGCAGUGUUACCUGUGCUGGCUGUCUCUCCUCGCGGCUGGCGACUCUGGCUGAGAUUGUCAACGAGCUUUGUAGAGAAGCAAGGUGAAAGGAGUCUGGCGCCAUGGUGCCAUCUACCAAGUCCUGCCACAGGCUGCUCCUCGUGCCCAUCACUUGCAUGUUCGCCAUCUUCUUUGUGUGGUCCGCGAAGACCGAUAUAGACAAGAAAGAGUCGAAGUUAUCUGCAAUCUUCACUCGCCUUAGAAGGCCAUUGGAUAUUUUUCUCUUCGAUUAUGAAGGAAAUGAGACUACUGAUGGAUACGCAGUGUAUACCAAUGACGUGCAAGACGAUGGUGUAGAUGAAGCUUUUCUACGUGAAAGAGAAAAGGUGUACAGCAAGAGACAGCUGCUUGUGGAGGAGACAUGUAAGAAGCUGGGUCCUAACGUUACCUAUCGCUCCUUAAAGAAUGUACCGCUCAGACGUCUACGCUGGCUCAAUGCCCGCCACCUUAUUAUGUGUGUUAAUGCGAAGGUAGGUACAAGUAGCUGGAGCCAUUACCUUAUAGACGUUGCCAAACCAGGCUUAUCGUCCAAGAUGAGGGACAUGCAUCCUGCUGCAGUUCGGUAUCUCGUCCCCCCUUUCAGUCGUAAGAGCCCAGAGUCCCUGAACCUGAUAAAUGAAUACAAGAAGAUCAUGAUAGUGAGACACCCGUUCGCUCGUGUUGUGUCGGCUUAUCUAAACAAGAUAGUCGGAGGUAGAGGGCAUUGGUUUCGAUUGUCAAGAAAAAUCAUCAAAAAAUAUCGGCCGCAGUCUUCGUCGUUGACAUCUGAAAUAUCCAGCUUCGAGGAGUUCGUCAAAUAUUUGGUAGAAGACAUUCCCAUCAAUGACGACAUCCAGCGGAAGUAUCAUAAUACGCAAGACAUUCACUGGAUGCCCUUCUACGCCAACUGUGCCCCUUGUAAUAUCCAUUACGAUGCCAUUCUCAACAUGGAAUCCAUCGGUGACGACACGAGGUACAUAAACCAUAAGUUCCGUCUGGGCUUGAAACAAACACUGCAAAAAAAACCAUGCACCCAACUCAUCGGAGUCCAUCGCUCCCAAAUUUUUCAAGGCUUUGCCCAGGGAACUCACCAUGGCGCUCUACCAGAGAUACCGCGUCGAUUUCGAAAUGUUUGGGUACAGCAUCCAUUCAUACCUCAAAGAAACAUAACCUUCAGAUGCAGACUGCCACGGUAACUGUGCACAGCGUCGCCAUUGUCCUUGUGGAAAACUAAAGUGUGAUUUACCUGGAUUUUAUGUAAUUUAGCUUGUAAAGUUUUAUAAAUUUUAAUCUAAUCUUCAGAAAAAAUAUUUACAAUGUUUCCCACAAAAAGUUGACCUCAAAAUUAUGACCAUGUGGAAUAGAAAAACACUAAUGGAUUGGUUCUCGGCCUAAAAACAUGUCACAUUAGUUUAACAUAAUCAUAAUGGUGGAGCUCAGUGGUUAGUGUCGAGGCAUCAUGCGCUGAAGACUGUUAAAAUUCAUGAGAUCAAUAAGCUAGCAAAAUAGGCUGAGGAUUGCAGGUAUACUUAAACGCAGAGAAAUACACUGGCUGUUAUGCAAAUCUAAAUUUCAAAUAUCGUACCCGAGAGAGAGAGAGAGAGAGAGAGAGAGAGAGAGAGAGAGAGAGAGAGAGAGAGAGAGAGAGACCGAUCUCAAAACUGCAUGAAAGAUUUUAAAGACGAUUUCAGUAAGAGUGAGGCGAUGAGUAACAAAACAAAAUACUGUGUAGUCUGUCAUUCGAGUAAGAAUUAAAGACAUGGUAUGUUUCUAUAAACGAAGGAUCAGAAGAGAUUCAGUUGAAGCUUUCAAAAUAUCAAAAGGAUAAAAAAAAAAAAUCACACGACAACAGGAAAUUUAUUAACGUAGAGAGGCGAUGUGACACACACAAUGAAUAAAGUACUUUAAUAUUGAAAUUACUGACAACUGGAAUAGCCUUAUCAUAAAAUGCUUGCACGACAACUCUACGUAAAAACUGACGAGAGAUAUAAGUUUACUAACAAGAAAUCGUAAUUGAGUCGUUCGUGCUUCCGAUGAGAGAUGUGCACCAUGGCUUCACGUUACCAUUGUCUCCCUUGGGGACUGAAAGUUGCAUCAUCCUUCAUAUUGUACCUUGGCGAUCCAAAGUUGUCUACCGUGCAACAACAAAAAAUAAAUGAAUAAAUAAAUGAAUGAAUAAAAAAACAAAUAGAAAUAAAUAAAGAAAGAAAGAAAAAGGUUCUAUGAUAACUCUAAACACCACACCUUCACAAACACCGUAAACACUAUCCUUCACAAUACUCCCCACAGUGUUCUAACUCUUACACAUGUGCAGUAGUAAACCAAUCAACACACCCACACAUGGUACACAAGUGUCUCCUCCGUAACAUCACUAUAAUCCGCGAAGCCUCUCCAAUGUGAAGCUUCUCUGCAGACACACAUGGAGACAGAGCAUCAGAUAUAACAGUUUAUAUAUGAGAGUAUUAAAAAGACGCAUACAUAAGAAACAAACACGCAUUUCUCACACAAGUGGCUUAUCGGGGCUGAAAAGCAAACUCGGUACUUACAAUUACGUCUGUGCCUAGGACAUGAAUCGGGUGUUGUGUGUAAUGAAAUCCUGGCGUGUGUCCCAUGAAGGUGAGUAUUCUAAUAUCAAGUAUAUAAUGGUGGUUGUUAUCAGAUUUGCUUGGGAAAAUCUUAAUGCCCUGCUAAUUAUGUUCAUUUAUCAGUUGCCACAGGGAUCAGUUUUAGGGCCAUUAUUAUUUCAAAUAUAUAUUAAUGAUUUAGAUAGGGGAAUGAGUAGUAGUAUCAAUGAAUUUACAGAUGACACAAAGAUAGGUAGAUUAAUUACAUCAGAUUCGGAUGCCACUACUUUGCAAACCGAUUUGGAUAGGAUGAACAAGUGGACAGACAAAUAGUAAAUGCAGUUUAACAUUAACAAAUGCAAGGUGCUUAGCGUAGGUAGAGGAAAUCCACACAAUAGGUACCUCACUGCAUGCACAAGGCUUUCUUCUUCCUCUCACCCCUAUUCUGUCUAAUUCUCUAAUGCAAGAGUUAACCAGUACUCUCAAUCUUUCAUACGUUUUCUGGUAAACUCUGCAACUCCCUGCCUGAGUCUGU
Molecule: messenger RNA, 3196 nt
Organism: Portunus trituberculatus (swimming crab)
Lineage: Eukaryota; Metazoa; Arthropoda; Malacostraca; Decapoda; Portunidae
Product: carbohydrate sulfotransferase 11-like
Exons: 9
Coding region: 181-1293 (370 amino acids)
Biological process (GO): carbohydrate biosynthetic process
Cellular component (GO): membrane
Molecular function (GO): sulfotransferase activity
Source: RefSeq, a predicted model, not a curated record